CGAAAGCACACUCCGAUCAGAGACCGGUGUAGACAAGUGGAAUUGCCACCAAGACGUACAAAAUCUGGAUUUUUAAGUAGCUACACUUAUUUUACCAGUUCAAGAAAAACAACUAUUACUCCUUAAAUUCGCUGGCGAUUAGCAGCGCUUCUGAUUUAAACGACGACAUGUGUUAAGAAAACGUGGUUUGUUUUUAUUAUUAUUUUGAACCACUGUCUAUGCAAUAUUAAGUAGAUAUAGAACGUUGGUAAGACGAGUAAUACAGGCUAGCUGUUCGGAGCGAUUCGUCACUGGGUCCUGUAGCACCAGUAGGAAAGGCUUGACAGAAACGCCACGUCCUAGAGAUGAUUUCGCAAAGACCGGUUUUUUGAUAAAUCAAGUGAACUGACAGCACGGAAAUACAUUGUAGCUGAAAGAAAGAGGAGGAGUGAACAGGUCAAGAGGCCAGGAAGUAAAAGUAGCGCCAAACACACUGUGACCAUGUCUUCCAGGGAGCGGCGUUCCGAUCUGCACAUCAAGGCGGAGCCCAGCAGCCCGGAGGGCGGUGGAGGGGGCCGGGCCAGUCCCGGGGGCGCCUCCUCGGACUCCUCCCAAAGUGGCGGAGGGGGCAACAGAGGAGAGGGCACCGGCCGUUACUCCCCUCCCCUCAACACCCCGCCCCUGCGGUGCCACUUCAAGGAGGAGGGCGGGGACGGGGCGGACGAAGGCUCGACCGGGAGCGGCGGGAGGUGCAAGUACGCCCUGAGCACGCUGCCCAAACGGCUCUGCCUGGUGUGCGGGGACGUGGCGUCAGGCUACCACUACGGCGUAGCCUCCUGCGAAGCCUGCAAGGCCUUCUUCAAGAGGACCAUCCAGGGUAACAUCGAGUACAGCUGCCCGGCGUCCAACGAGUGCGAGAUCACCAAGAGACGCAGGAAGGCUUGUCAGGCCUGCCGCUUCACCAAGUGCCUCAAAGUGGGCAUGCUCAAAGAGGGUGUGCGUCUAGACCGGGUCAGAGGUGGCAGACAGAAGUAUAAAAGACGUCCAGAGGUGGAGAGUGCAACGUACCAGCCCCCCCCACUCCCUCUGAGGAAAGAGGGGGAGAGAGGCUCCUCAAACAUCAUAGUGUCGCACCUCCUGGUGGCUGAGCCGGAGAAGCUCUUUGCCAUGCCAGACCCCCUGCAGCCCGACACUGCCCUCCGUACGCUCACCACGCUCUGCGACCUGGCCGACCGCGAGCUCGUCGUCAUCAUCGGCUGGGCCAAGCACAUCCCCGGCUUCCUGUCCCUGUCCCUGGCGGAUCAGAUGUCCGUGCUGCAGUCGGUGUGGCUGGAGGUGCUGGUGCUGGGGGUGGCCUUCCGCUCCCUGGGCUGCGAGGACGAGGUGGUGUUCGCCGAGGACUUCGUCCUGGACGAGGAGAUGUCCCGCCUGGCAGGCCUCACCGAGCUGAACGCCGCCAUCAGCCAGCUGGCCCGUCGGUACCGGGCCCUGCAGCUGGACCGCGAGGAGUUCGUCAUGCUCAAGGCCAUCGCUCUCACCAACUCAGACUCGGUGUACAUCGAGGACAUGGAGGCGGUCCAGAAGCUGCGAGACCUUCUGCACCAGGCCCUGCUGGAGCUGGAGGCCCAGCGCAGGCCUGAGGACCCCCGGCGGGCCGGCCGCCUCCUGCUCACCCUCCCCCUCCUCAGGCAGACCGCCGGCCGCGCCCUCACCACCUUCUACAGCAUCAAGACCCGCGGAGGCGUCCCCAUGCACAAGCUCUUCCUGGAGAUGCUGGAGGCCAUGAUGGACUCGCCGUAAGGGGGGGAGGAGAAG
Molecule: messenger RNA, 1794 nt
Organism: Megalops cyprinoides (Indo-Pacific tarpon)
Lineage: Eukaryota; Metazoa; Chordata; Actinopteri; Elopiformes; Megalopidae
Gene: esrra
Product: estrogen-related receptor alpha
Exons: 8
Coding region: 481-1779 (432 amino acids)
Biological process (GO): regulation of DNA-templated transcription
Cellular component (GO): nucleus
Molecular function (GO): DNA-binding transcription factor activity; nuclear steroid receptor activity; steroid binding
Source: RefSeq, a predicted model, not a curated record